UACCCUAAAAAUCAUAAUUUUAGAAUUCAUCAUUUAUUUUGGAGUGCUUGAAGCGACUAUCUUCUCUUUCGUGCGAGCUCGAAGACCAUGUCUAGAUUCCGCUCUCUGUGGCAAGCUUCGAUCAGUGCGACCAAGAGAGCUUUUGCAUGGAAUUUUGAAGAUUUUAUGCCACCAAGUGAAAAUAUUAUAUUUAGUUUCAACUCGAAGGAUGAGCUGAAAAGAUGGCAUUUAUACUCUGAUUCUGAAUAUGGAGGUUUAUCAUCAGCAUCCCUGGAGAUAAAAGAGGGUGAUUCUGGACUCAAUGGGAUCUUCUCUGGGAACCUUUCUUUGGAUGUGGCUGAGGGAUCCCCUUGGAGAAUGAAAAGGAGCGGUUUUUGUGGUAUGCGCUCCAAAAAGUUCAAGGGUUUCAUUGAUUUGGAAGCAUAUGAUACAAUUAUUAUGAAGCUUCUGGGCGAUGGGAGAUCGUACAUUUCGACGAUAUACACAGAUAAUUGGAUAAAUUCACCAGGAAAAGAGGAAGAUAAUUCAUGGCAAGCCUUUGUUUUCUCACCCAAGGAUGAAUGGCAUGAGGUUAAGAUACCGUUGGAGCGAUAUUUGCCGACGUGGAGAGGAAAUGUGAUCGAUGUAAAGUUGGAAAUGAACCCAGCUCGAAUCGUCGGAAUGUCUCUUUCAGUCAAUGCAGGAGGUGGUGUACCUGGUGCUAAAUCUGGCCCUGGAGAGUUCAAACUAGAGAUAGAUUAUAUCAAGGCAUUGAGAACAUAGAAUCUAACUCGGUCGGAAAAUAUUGAGUUAUAUUUGGCUUGACCUGACUCGAAUCGAGACGACGAGUCAACCCAUAAUCAGAGUUAACUCGGCUAGAGAGUUCGAGUUGAUCAGACGGUAAUAGCAUCAUAUGAAUAUAUGUUCAUUUUAGGCAAUUAUUUUUUUUUUAAAUAAAUUUUCUUUGAUUUUAGGACAUGUAUAUUUUGUGUUUGAUUUGUGCAUUUAUUAUG
This is a messenger RNA of Phalaenopsis equestris, 992 nucleotides long. Its product is annotated as probable complex I intermediate-associated protein 30. NCBI's taxonomy places the organism in Eukaryota, Viridiplantae, Streptophyta, Magnoliopsida, Asparagales, Orchidaceae. The transcript is spliced from 7 exons. Gene Ontology annotation, biological process: mitochondrial respiratory chain complex I assembly; mitochondrial electron transport, NADH to ubiquinone. Gene Ontology annotation, cellular component: mitochondrion. The record is from RefSeq and is a predicted model, not a curated record. The coding region runs from base 88 to 762 and encodes 224 amino acids.